AUUCCCCGUGGAUUUCCAGAAGGGAAACCCCAGAAUGCAGAGCUACACCUCCAUGAGAGCAUCACCAAGCUUCGUUAUCUUCUUGAACAAGGUAAGGCUCAGAACGCUCAAACCCUAAUCAGGUCUUUCUUACUAUUCAGAAGCGUGUUCUCUUCUCCUUCUGAGCUCCUCAAAUCUUUCUCUGAUGCUCCUCAUAUUGGCAAUGGAAUCGAUGGAAGCCUUUCGAUUGAUGAAAAGAUACAGUGUUUUGCCUUCAUUUUGCCAGGCAACAAGCUUCUGGAGGUUUUAGCUUCAGGGAGACUCUAUAAUGAAACCCUAGAAGUGUUCUCUGAAAUGUUGGCGCUAGGGCUUAGGCCUGAUACGUUCACUUACAAUAAGGCUAUACAAUCAUCUGUGAAGUUAGGAAACAUUAAGGAAGCUAUUGAUAUGCUGUCAAUAAUGGAAAAGAAUCAAACGAGGCCUGAUUCUUUUACUUAUAAUGUGAUAAUAUCCGGUUUAUGCAAAAACAAACAAACGAAAGAUGCAAUGAAUUACUUUACUGAGAUGGUUUCGAAAUGCUUAGUGCCCGAUGGUGUUACAUAUAAUACUCUUAUCGAUGGCCAUUGUGAGAGUGGUAGCACAAAGGGAGCCUUAAAUUUGGCCAGGGAGAUGGAGGAACACAAGCUGAAGCGUUGUAGGUUCACCUACCAUGCGUUGAUAAAGGGGUUUGUAAAAUUUAAAAAGUGCUUUUCGAUUCUUUUAAUGGCUUCAGAAGUCACAGUUCUCAAGCUUUCUCUGAAUUCCCCGUGGAUUUCCAGAAGGGAAACCCCAGAAAUGCAGAGCAACACCUCCAUGAGAGCAUCACCAAGCUUCGUUAUCUUCUUGAACAAGAUUGGCAAUGGAAUCGAUGGAAGCUUUCGAUUGAUGAAAAGAUACAGUGUUUUGCCUUCAAUUUUGCCAGGCAACAAGCUUCUGGAGGUUUUAGCUUCAGGGAGACUCUUUAAUGAAACCCUAGAAGUGUUCUCUGAAAUGUUGGAGCUAGGGCUUAGGCCUGAUACAUUCACUUACAAUACGGCUAUACAAUCAUCUGUGAAGUUAGGAAACAUUAAGGAAGCUAUUGAUUUGCUGUCAAUAAUGGAAAAGAAUCAAACGAGGCCUGAUUCUUUUACUUAUAAUGUGAUAAUAUCCGGUUUAUGCAAAAACAAACAAACGAAAGAUGCAAUGAAUUACUUCACUGAGAUGGUUUCGAAAUGCUUAGUGCCCGAUGGUGUUACAUAUAAUACUCUGAUCGAUGGGCAUUGUGAGAGUGGUAGCACAAAGGGAGCCUUAAAUUUGGCCAGGGAGAUGGAGGAACACAAGCUGAAGCGUUGUAGGUUCACCUACCAUGCGUUGAUAAAGGGGUUUGUAAAAUUUAAAAAGUGCUUUUCGAUUAGUAAGGAAAUAACCCCAGAUGUGAUAACAUAUAAUUCUUUGAUUAAGGGCCUUUGCAAAGAGAGUAGGGUCAUAGAAGCUGAGAAUUUAGUGCACAACGUGGAGAAUGAAGGUGUAACUCUUGAUGUGAUUACUUACAAUUCUUUGAUCGAUGGGUACUCACGAAUAGGGGAUAUGAGCAAAGCUCUUGAGCUCUACAAAAAUAUGGAAAAUAUGGGCAUUAAACCUUCCACCAUAACAUACCAUGCCCUAAUGAGUGGACUUUCUGGGAUAGGCAAAAUGGAAAAGGUUGAUGAGCUUUACAGUAAGAUGUCAGAGAAAAAUGUGAUCCCGGAUGUCAUGAUCUAUAAUUUAUUGAUUCAAGAGCAUGCAAAAUUCGGGGAUGUUCAAAAGGCAUUUACUUUGCAUAAGGAGAGGAUUGACAAUGGGUUAGAGCCUGAUGAGAUGUCCUAUACUAGUUUCAUCAUAGGGUUGUGUGCAGAAGGUAAGAUGCGAGAAGCAGAGAAAUUGCUUGCAGAUAUGAAAAUUAGGGGAUUGGUUCCUAGUGCUCUCACAUAUAAUACUCUUAUGGAAGGGCAUGUAAAGCUAAAUGAUUACCAUGGGGCUUACAUUUUGUCCAAGGAAAUGAUUGGAAAUCGCUUUUAUCCAAGUUCUUUUAACUGUGAUAAAUUGAUUACUGGUCUCAGAGAAGAGGGAAGGUUUCAAGAAGCUGAGCUCGUUUUGAGCGAAAUGAACUUCACUUCAAGUUCAUCAAUUGAUUAGCAGUUAUGGUCACAAGAUCCUUCUUUUGUGUUUUCAAUGCCCAAGUGUAAAUGUUAGGCAUUCAAGAUAUGACCAGAGCACGCCAUAGCAUAUGGGCUUAUAUGGGACCGUUGUUAGGAAGGGAGGCGUGAUUAUGAAAAAAUGAUUUCCCUCAAUGAUGCUGAUGGUAAAUGAUACUCAUACAGAAUUACAGAAGAGUUGUCAAAGGAAUGUAUUUAUGAAAGUUCAAAACACAAAAAUGUUGUCCUUGUUUGUAAAAUGCAUAUGUAGUUGGUAUUGACUAUAGUUUAAAGUCAUGUACUGAGUUGCAUUUGUUGAGUAUGCCAUAAAUAAUUAUCUGUAUGUAUCAUACAAUGAAUCUUAGAUGAAUGAUGGCAAAGCAUGCAUGCUA
Amborella trichopoda is the source of this 2563-nucleotide messenger RNA. The record is from RefSeq and is a predicted model, not a curated record. Lineage: Eukaryota; Viridiplantae; Streptophyta; Magnoliopsida; Amborellales; Amborellaceae.